GGCUUUUUGCUUUUGGCUUCCCAAUAGAGGCCAAAGGCAGGGCUAGGGUUGGAUUGGAUUGGAAACAACAGUUCAAUCGUUGCUGAUUGGAAUCCAAUAACUUAUUGUGAUUGGGAAUUCACUUCAGCUGCUCCACGAUUAUCUCCCCCGUUCACCAGGCAACAGGUUUUUGAAUCAGUCCAUAUUUAUGUUCAUCAAACUCCACCAACAUAAUUUUCGUCCUCUACCUCCCUGAUUGAGAAAGAAGCAGCCGUAUAGAAUUUGCACCUAGGUGCUUGGAAUAACAUGGCAUUGGUUACUACUGCCGAAGUUUGUGAUGCGAACCCACAGCUCAUUGUGAGUGGUGAGCUUCGGGCACUUCAGCCAGUUUUCCAGAUAUAUGGCCGGCGACAAGUCUUUUCUGGGCCAAUAGUGACGCUCAAAGUAUUUGAAGACAACGUUUUGGUUCGUGAGUUUCUUGAGGAGAAAGGUAACGGCAGAGUUCUUGUUGUCGAUGGUGGUGCAAGUUUGCGGUGUGCAAUUUUGGGUGGCAAUCCUGUGGUACAGGCUCAAAAUAAUGGAUGGGCGGGUAUAGUAGUCAACGGUUGUAUUAGAGAUGUUGAUGAAAUCAAUGGCUGUGAUAUUGGGGUGAGAGCUCUCAAUUCCCAUCCGAUGAAAGCUAAUAAGAAGGGUAUCGGAGAGAAACAUGUUCCAGUAACAAUUGGUGGGACCAGAAUCUGUGACGGGGAAUGGCUCUAUGCCGAUACUGAUGGAAUUUUAAUUUCUAAGAUGGAGUUGUCUGUUUGAGGAUUAUUAAUCUUCUAUUUGGAGGCUACAUUUGCAGGAUAUGCCAUUUCUGGAUGGCAAGGAACGCCAUAAUGCUCUGUUCCCAAACUUGUGUUCUAAUGUUUAUUGCUUAGUUAUGGAACCUUAUAAAAUUGUGUAUUGUGAUAUAAAUUGAUGGGAGGUAUCGGAAGUGGUGUUGAUGUGUAACAGUCACAUUGAAAAUUAAAUCUAUUAUUGUUAUCAUGAUUUAAUUUA
Molecule: messenger RNA, 1020 nt
Organism: Camellia sinensis
Lineage: Eukaryota; Viridiplantae; Streptophyta; Magnoliopsida; Ericales; Theaceae
Product: Ribonuclease E inhibitor RraA/Dimethylmenaquinone methyltransferase
Biological process (GO): regulation of RNA metabolic process
Molecular function (GO): ribonuclease inhibitor activity
Source: RefSeq, a predicted model, not a curated record